AACAGCUGCUGGUGCCGGGGUCUAUCAGGAAGCCUGUUCCCCUUUACAGCAACGUGUAUUUUCUACAAGAGAGUUUGUGUGCAAUGGGUCGCCGUAAGUCCAAAAGAAAGCCCCAACCGAAGAAGAAGCUGACAGGAGAUCUGGAGUCUCAGUUCACCUGUCCCUUCUGCAACCACGAGAAGUCAUGUGAUGUCAAAAUGGAGAGAAGCAGAAAUACUGGGAUAAUAUCCUGCACAGUCUGCUUGGAGGAGUUCCAGACCCCCAUUACCUAUCUGUCAGAGCCGGUUGACGUGUACAGUGAUUGGAUCGAUGCCUGUGAAGCAGCCAAUCAGUAGCCCUCGUGGAGCUGGAUGUCUUUCAGGAAGAGGAUGAGGAUGUGGCUGAUGGUUCUGGGCCCGUUAGGAUCAAGCUGGUCAGAGGCUUUCAUAUGGUCAGCUGAGAUUUACAGCUGCGUUAACGGCAGAUUGAUCUAUGUGGUCUUCAGGCACAAAGUGGCUCUGAAGUGUUCCUGUUGUCUUCAGGCUUUUGCCCUGUGAGGUCUCAGCCCACAGCUCUAGCUUUGAUUCUUGAGAUUUAUAAAAAAUAUAUAAUUAUUUGCAAUAUAACUUAUCUUUACACAUUAAGCAGGGCUUUCUAUUUUCAACAUUUCUUUUAUUUUCUUUAUUUUAAAUAGUAGUUAUUGAAGAUUACAAAAAUGUGUCCUGCUUUUUUUUUUUUUUAAUUGCUGGAAAAUUUGGUGCAGGAAUAAUUUUUACAAGAGGCCUGGAUUGUAAGACAAUGAGUUCCGAUCUUGGCUCUUUGACUUUGCAAAGUGUCGGUGGGAGUGAGCUCUAUCUUUGGCUGAACGUUAAAUUCAGGCUAAUGUUACGGGUAAUGUCCACAGCCCUCCUCAUCCUCAUGAAGACGGUUGUGUCGCAACACUAGGUCAUUCCACUGGAGAGAGGAAUGGAAAAAAAUGUGCAUGAUUUACGCUUAGCUGCUCAUUUCAAAGGGUAAAUCAGUUUAAAGUUGAUUGUAUGUUGUUUUUUUUGUUCAAGAAAUAAAAUUUUGAUGAGUGCACAUGAUUUUCAUUAAUGA
Messenger RNA from Plectropomus leopardus (leopard coralgrouper), 1077 nucleotides. Its product is annotated as transcription elongation factor 1 homolog. Gene Ontology annotation, molecular function: RNA polymerase II complex binding. Gene Ontology annotation, cellular component: transcription elongation factor complex. NCBI's taxonomy places the organism in Eukaryota, Metazoa, Chordata, Actinopteri, Perciformes, Serranidae. Gene Ontology annotation, biological process: transcription elongation by RNA polymerase II. The record is from RefSeq and is a predicted model, not a curated record.